Molecule: messenger RNA, 438 nt
Organism: Lactuca virosa
Lineage: Eukaryota; Viridiplantae; Streptophyta; Magnoliopsida; Asterales; Asteraceae
Source: the annotation of a GenBank genome assembly
AUGGCGGCAGCUCCACCCAACUCCGUUCAAUGUUUCGGCCGGAAGAAGACGGCGGUUGCGGUCACACACUGCAAGGCUGGUCGUGGUCUAAUCAAGAUCAAUGGUGUUCCAAUCGAGCUCGUCCAGCCUGAGAUCCUCCGUUACAAGGCGUUUGAGCCGAUUCUCCUUCUCGGCCGUCACAAAUUUGCCGGCGUAGACAUGAGGAUCCGAGUCAAAGGUGGAGGUCACACUUCUCAGAUCUACGCUAUUCGUCAGAGUAUCUCUAAAGCGCUCGUCGCUUAUUACCAGAAGUUUGUCGAUGAAGAACAGAAGAAGGAAAUAAAGGAUAUUCUCGUGAGAUAUGACCGAACGCUACUUGUUGCUGAUCCUAGGAGGUGCGAGCCGAAGAAGUUUGGUGGUCGUGGUGCUCGUGCGAGGUUUCAGAAGUCAUACCGUUGA